GUUGGAGGUUCAAGGUGCAACAAUACAUUUACCUUGUGAUGAAUAUACCAGUCAGUUAGUCAGAUAUCUGUGGACAUAGACGAUCUGAGUUUAUGAUUCCAUGGUAGUUGAUUUGCUGACAUUGUUGAAGAAAACCAACACACAAACAGAUAUGUCAUCUGGUACAGCCCUUAUAGCAGGUGUGACAGGGGUAGCUGGACUCAGCUUGGCACGUCGCUUGGUUUCAAACAACUGGAAAGUGUAUGGCAUAUCAAGAAGGGCCUCAGAUUUCCUCCCUAGUGGGAUAAACCAUGUUCUCUGUGACCUUCAGGAUGCAAGCCAGUGUUCUGAUGCACUAGAAGAUCUAAAAGAUGUCACUCAUGUCUUCUACGCAACAUGGGCAACGACAAUGGAUCCUGAGAAAGACUGUGACAUGAAUCGAUCAAUGUUAGCCAAUCUCAUGGAACAUCUACCAUCUCAGAUCAAACAUUUUGCAUUGCUAACUGGAGGCAAGCACUACUUGGGUAAUUUUGGCGAUUUUAUGAAUCCUGUUGACCCUAUCAAAGAAACAAUGGAUAGACUUCCUGGUCCCAACUUCUACUACGAGUUGGAGGAUGAAGUAUUUAGCUGGGUUGCCAAGAGAGGCUUCACAUGGAGUGUUGCUAGACCUAUGGUCAUCGUAGGAUUUGCCCCUAACAAUGUAGUAAAUGCAGCUACGGGAAUAGCUGUAUAUGCAAUCUUAUGCAAAGAGCUCAACUUGCCGUUCCAUUUCUUUGGUGGUAAGAAUCUGUAUCACAACAUAUCUAAUAUUACUGAUGCUGAGAUGUUGGCUGACCACAUGAUUUGGGAGUCAACUGAGCAAAAGGCAGCUAACCAGGCCUUCAAUGUUGUAAAUGGGGAUGUAUUUAGAUGGAAACAGCUAUGGGGAGCCAUUGCAAAAUAUUUCAACCUUGAGGUGCCUGAGUACAAAGGAGAAGCUGCAUCGGUCUCUACAUUUAUGGAUGAUAAGUCAGAUGUGUGGGACUCCAUUGUGAAUAAACAUGGUCUCUAUAAAACAGACUUAAAGACAAUUUGUGCUUGGUGGUUCUUUGUUAUGUAUCAGGAAUUAUCAGAUCCAUUACCCCUGGUGGAUAUGACAAAAAGUAGAGAACUGGGAUUUCUGAAGUAUCAGAGUUCUGAGAAAAAUUUCUUUAAAACAUUUGACUAUAUGAAAGAAGCCAACAUCAUUCCAAAAUAAUUUGAACAUUGAUAUUCUGAAACUGAUGGGCUAUGUCCUACAUUGAAAAUAUUAAAUAUGACUCUCAUUUCCCACACUUUGAUUUCAAAUAAGGAUUUUUAAAGAAUCAGAUUACUAAAGAGUCUUCAAAACAUUUCAUCAUAUAAAAAAUCUUACUAGUUCAUUAUUCCAAAAUUACUUGCCUUUACCUAUUUCAGGAUUUAUUAGACUAUAUUGGCCCUUUGUAUAAGACCCAUUUUCAAACCCUUCCGGUAAAUAUCACCUUCACUGUUACAAUGGGGGUCUAGAAACUUACCUCUAGCUUCCCUCUUUUGUC
Molecule: messenger RNA, 1532 nt
Organism: Owenia fusiformis
Lineage: Eukaryota; Metazoa; Annelida; Polychaeta; Sabellida; Oweniidae
Source: the annotation of a GenBank genome assembly